Molecule: messenger RNA, 2841 nt
Organism: Pomacea canaliculata
Lineage: Eukaryota; Metazoa; Mollusca; Gastropoda; Architaenioglossa; Ampullariidae
Exons: 6
Coding region: 242-1189 (315 amino acids)
Source: RefSeq, a predicted model, not a curated record
UUGUAGAUGGUUUGAAUUUGUUAGGAUGUAUCCCCACUUUGAAGUUUCCGCCUCAAAUCCAGCGUGCUUCAUAUGGCAUAUCCUGGGUGGCAAUGGAAUUUACAUUUAAAACCCAUUUAUAAGUGAAGCUGUCGAAAUUACAAUUUAAAAGAGCUGGAUGAAAAAGCAGUUCUUCCAUGACAUCUGAACCUUUCAACCUUGAGUUUUGCUGAGCCACUGUGGCUGCUAAUCAGCUGAAGUGAUGUCAGUGAUAGAAAGGUGUUUUGGCUUAUUAAGGAGAUAUGCCAAAUACCUGACCAAGAAGAAUGGGCGGGAAAAAAGGCGGGCACUGCCAGAAAUGCAGGAGUAUGUAGAAGAUCGUCUUACAGAGCUUCAUGAGGUUGCCGUUAAGAACAAGUUCCUUGACAAGUUCUUCGCCUUUGUCCUUGCAUCUUUCCUCAUUGUCAUCUUGCCAUACCUUCAUAUUGGCGUGUUCUACAUGAAAAUAUGGGUGCCUGACAAACCCAAGAUUGAUCGCUAUGGAUGCACCUGUUCCUGCUUUGACACAGUAUUCAGAGGUCGUUAUGAGAACCCAGGAAUGGUGACGUACAAGCAUGUGUAUUUCAAUGCGACCAGCUCCACAUUCCAAAUUUGGGUGUUCACAACUGUCUUCAUUUUACUCUUCUAUGAAAGUCUGCGUUACUUGGUUGGGCUUUUUCGCUCAGGAGUGCCAAUCCGCCGAAGCAUGCUUUUGCUCUAUGUUGUAAACUUGUAUCCACAUUAUUAUUCAUGGUGGUCAUUUUUUAGUUAUUACAAUGAGGAACUAUACACCUAUUUCACUCAUCACUUUUUAUUUACCAUCACCGAAAUGAUCACCACAGCCAUCGUCCUCAACCUUUGUAACCGUGAUAACAGUUUGUCUUCAUGGAAGGUGGCUACCAUCAUCAGUAUCAACUUGGUGCACAUCAUUGUCAGUGGCUCUGACCAGUUCAUUGCUCACGUGUUGCAAGGUGAAGGCCACUCCUUUCAGAACGUUCGUAACUUGGGGCUGAUGAUACCAGAUCUGUUUCAUGUUGUGGUGCCCUGCUACCUCUUAUACAAACAUGCCAGAGAGCACCGUCUGAAUUGUCUUCAACUUUGUUACAAAGAAGAAGUUAUUCUUAUGAUUUUCUUCAUAUCAGUUGGGACCAUCCUGGGACGUCUUACGUAGACUUAUUAUAAAUAGCACUGUCCGGUCUGUGUCAAUGCAGUUUGUGUUCAAGCUCUGGCACAGUCCUGGCAUGAUAUUAUUGUAUUGUGGAUGGUGUUAACCAAGAUACUAGUUACCAUACUCUUUUUUUUUUUUUUUAACCUGUAGAUAUGGUGGUUGUAAAAUAGUUUUAUUCCAAUUUCUUUAAGACAGAGUUUACAGUGCAGAUUAAAGUGAAAGUGAAGACAAUUCUAUUAAGGAGAAUGGUGAACUGUGAACUCCGUUUUCUUAGUCACACCAUUAUUGGAUGUAGUUAAGCUGGUUGCCUGGUCUCCAGUUCUUUAGUACUCAUCAUGAAGUAUGUACAUCUUUCAGAAACUGAUCUUCUGUUCCAUUCCAUACUUUGUUUUUUAGACAGAUGUUUAAUUCAUUUUUAUUAUAAUAGUAAUAAUAAUAAAUGCAUAAUUUGUAUAGUUCAUACACACAUAAGGUGCAUGUUCUUAGCAAUUGAGACAAGAACAAGUCAUAGACAACAUAUAAAUGAACUGAAGGAUGAACAACAGUACAGAUAUCUAAUAAAAUAUAAUAGCAAACACAAAAGGUAAUCAGGUAACAAGAACUAAGAGUGUUGUGAUUCAGCAGAGAAAGAUGAGUAGAGAAGUAGCAAUAAACAAAGAAGGGGUGGGGUGUGUGAGAAAAGGACUAGCAUUAUGUGGACUGUAAUUAUGAGUAAUGCUCAAGGAAGUCAGUGGUGGAUAGGUGAUGGAUAUGUAAGGGGAGAGAGUUUCAUUAUUUCGCUACACAAACUCCUGUAAGCGUAUGCUGUUCUGGUCACAGUAAUAGUUAGGACAUGGUCAUCAGAUGAAGAGCUGAGUUGUCUGGCUGGGAUGUAGGGAAAAAGAAGUUCAGAGAAAUAGGGCCGUAACCUGCAAAGAAAUGAAUGCACAGCAGUUUGUACUGGAUGCGAGAAUGGAUGGGAUUGUUGUUAAUAAGCCAGUGACUCAGAGACUACAGUGUUGUUGCAAUUUAUUAGUAAUGUCAAAGCCUUUGUAAGGUAAAAUUGUUAUUUUUUACCCUAUUAAACUAUACUAUGGUUGUUUUCUAAAAUAUAUUAUUCCCUCUAUUUUUUUGGUAAGGCCAUGGCAUAUUUAAAUAUGAUGAUUUUGUAAGGAUUUUAUAUGCAUGACAUGAGUGCAGAGAUGUAAUUGCCAAACUACAAGUACAUUCCAGGCUGUAAGUUUAAGCAUAUUUUUGUUCAUUUGUUGGACCAAUAAUUAAAUUGCCUUUAUGGAAAACUUUAAAGUUUGCAAUAUAAAAAAAAAAUGUUCCACAAGUUUUGUAAAACUAAAAUUCAAACAUAUCAUUGUAUAUUAUUUUGUACAUCCUUUUGCAUUUAAUAUAGCAUUAAAAUUGUGUCAACAUGGUUUUGCUUUUGCAGAAGAACCACUCUUUGAAGAACGACUCAUCAUUGCUGAUAAUGUUUAAAUUCACUUGGAUGAUUAGUGUGAUUUUUUGAUCAAAUAACUUCUGACAUUCCUGUGUAGUCUUUUGUAUAUAGCCAGAUUUUUUUUCCCCAAACUAUGAUAUGAAAUUGGGAAGUAUAAAACCAUUUAAAUUACUGAGAUAUAACUUUUAAAGGGAUCACUGUUCCAAUAAAAUGAUAUGAGAAUUUA